AUGUUUACAGAACACGCCACUUGUACUAAUUCGGCUCUCUUUAAAACGCGAGAAAAUACUCGGCUUAAUGGUCAUGUCGUCAAGCAGUUUCAAUCGCCCAGUUUUAUGUCAUGCAAUCACUGGUGCCUCGGGAACUCCUGGUGUACUUCAACAAACUUCAGAGAGCUAUCCGAGGUGAACAAGAAAGGAAUUUGUGAACUAAACAAACAUGGAUACGUCGAUCAGAAUACAAACCUUGAUGAUGAAAAAGGGGUGACAUUCUCUUUGCUCGUGAAGGUACAUAGGUCUUUAAUUUAAGCCUUGCAUAACGUAUAAGAAGCUGGAAAGUUUUCCUUUUAUCAAUUUUUGUAAUGCUGCUGGAAAUGGCUGCCAUGAAUACUUGACGGAUGGGGAUUUUUUGGAUAUUGUUUUUUUUUGGGGGGGGGGGUAUGUGACGGUUUACUAAGAAUUCUGUCCCGUUCAACCGUUAAACCUUUAAACUUGGUUUCUCUUCACGUGUUUUAGUCCAAAUUUAAAAACCGUAACCUUUACAUGUUUUUACUUUAUCAGGGUUUCACUUCGGAAACACAAAUUUGUCCAGCUGGUGGGAAGAUCAUAUUUUGUUUGUGAUAUUUGUAUUUUUCCGUCAGAGACAUCACCUUCCUUGUGCUGCAGGCCUCACUGGACCUCUAUGUCAAUACGGUAACUCACAUUUUCAGUUUGCACAAAUAACUAUUUCAUAUAAUUAGACAGACCAUGGUAAAUUUAGGCCCGUGUCACACUACUGCGUUUUUGUUUGAAAACGCAUACUUCUUGAUGUAUUUUCGCCGGUCAUCCAUACUUAAACGCCCGAAUACUUUGAUACAAACGGGAAAUUUCGAAAGCGGUUUCAAAAGUGGAGUCUUUUGAAAACGCAUCGUUUUAAAACGCUCCUUUUUAGUGUGGACAGGUGAAAACAGAUGCUUCGGUUUCAGUCGUAAACGGAGCAUCUGUCCAUCUCCAGGUAAAUUAAAGAUUGUAGUGUCGUGUGACACUAGCGUCACAUUACGUCAUGCAUGUAAUUGAAACAAGGGAAUUCUGGGAUUAAAAUUUAGAGCCGACAAUAUGCUCGUAACGGCUGUUUACUGUUAAUUACUUUCGUGUGCGUUCUCCUCAUUGCAUUGGAGACGAGGACGGCCCGUCGUUUUUGCGACUUGUGUGGUAUUUUACGUAGAAGUUGUGUAGAAAAAUACGAGAAAUGAGAAAAAUGUCCUUUCGUGUUAUUUGUUAAACCAUCGAAUAAGGGAUUUAUUAUCCCACUAUUAUUUCACUCAUUCGAUUUUAGAUUGCAAAAUAUAUCGUACGGCCUUAUCUGUGCAUCAUAUCGAUUGCAUAAGGAGUACACGAAUGACGAAACAACACGAACGAAACCAUUUGAGUGUUUUAUGUGACCAACUAAAAACUCUGUCGCGCGUAAAAGUUCACUUCUUUACAAGUCAAGCCUAACAAACGCAAGAAAGAAAAAAUCAACCUGUGUUGCUCUGUAUUUUUGCCCUGUUCUACAGUAUAAUACCAUUUAUUAUCGUGGCAUAUUUUUUGCGGGUCCUCUUGAAUUUAUUUGAUUAAUUGAUGCAGUAAUGGAAUAACAGAUAUAUUGUUGUCUUCACUGUUGUUGUCUUUUGGAACAAUUAUUCUCCGAGACAGUUGUUUAAAUUUUUACUCUCGUUAUAUCAUCAGGUGCAUGAAUGUUUCGAAGGACCUGUAAUGUUCAAGUAUCUCAUAACGUCAUCAGUAUAAGGUUUUGAGCGACUCUGAAUAUGAGGAAAUAUAAACCCAUCAUUUUUCAAAUUCCCUCCACCCCCUCCCCCCCCCCAAAAAAAUGUUUUCUUUGCCAAUGUCCUCGCCUCCACCAUCUUUUAUAAUAUAUCAGAACAUUUCGCCUUUGAUAAAGCCACAUGGUUGAGUAUUCCAAUACAUUUUCAUUUUUAGUUCCCUCAGAAUGCAAUCAGCAAAAGAUUCUGAAUGACUCCGAUCGACACAGCGAUUUUGGUCGUGGUGACAGAAAAUGUGACAACCAUUUGACAGAAGACUGGUACAGAUUCUCAGCGGGGGCUGGAACGAGUAUACCUACUCACUGUCUACCGCACCAUAGAUGUGGAACGGACUUGCCGGGGUGGAUGGACGGAGCACACCCAACAGUUGAUGAAGGAGUCGUUUCCAGAAAAGUUUGUUUUCAUGGCUAUGGUAAAUGUUGUUACCACAACAUUAUGAUCAACGUACGCAAUUGCAGCUCUUUCUUAGUAUACAGACUGAAACCGGUCCAAGUUUGUGCCAGCCGGUACUGUGGAAAAAGUUAGAGGCUGAAACACAAAUCUUGUUUUUAAGGAUACUGUAUUCUUAGUCGUUUGUUUAACCUGCCGUCGAACUAGUUCAGAUAUCACAAGCACGUCAGGAAUGAAACUUAACUUUAAAACAGUUCGUCCUUUUUUAAGAAUUUUCAUUUACACUAGAUAAUUUGAAUCAGAGCUGUAUUUUCUCUCUUCUCUUCCCAUUUCUUUAUUCUGAGCCCAGAACGUUCAAUGGAAUGAAACUGACGCAAACUGCACUCUCGUACGUGAUAAUUAGAAAUAGGUGCGUGCUAGUGCGUGAUGGUUGCCGAUCGAUGGCUCGCGGCGGUUUCGACUUGACUGAAGGUAGAUAAAACCAUCGGUAGGGCAACAGGAAACUCCUCUGACGGUAUUUAACCAUUCAUGCUAGAAAUUUUUUAUAUUUGGCAUAUUUAGAGGGCUUGAUCAAGGCUUUGCAUAAUAAAAAGAGUAAUCUUCAUGAGAAACGUCGUUCUUUCAGCAUGUAUUGCACUUGCUUUAAUUAGUUACUUCAACUGUAAGUGAUAGUUCUUUAGGGUAGAGUUCUAUAAAGUGUGUAAAAUAAAUUUCAUCUCUCUUUACUUGGCGCCCUCUUUGACUUGUCCUUUCUAUACCGAAUGCGUGUCAAAAAGAUGCCUGAGAAUAAUUUGAAGAUGUUUGUAACCCUUUUAAGUCGAUUUGACCAAAAUUUACAGAGAAUGUAUUACGCCUGCUUUGAGGACACGUGAUAUUUCUAUUCCAAUUUCUUGUUCAAUGCAAAAAAGAGUUUGAAAUCGGCUCUUGCAUGGAGCAGGAGUCUCUUAUGUAGGAUUGUUGUGAAGCUACACUUCCAAUUAUUAAAUAACGUUGAUAUAUUUUCUCAGUGGAUGGCUAUUUCACAAGAAGACAUAAGCAAACGAAAGUGUUUGACGGGUGGCAUGUAAAGAGCUGGCUGCCGAACUGUUUGUUUCGGCCAGCAAAACAAAGGAUCAGUUUGAUUAUAUUUCCCAAACUGAAGAGAGCCACAGAAGAAAAAUAAUGACUAUUAUGAUAUUAGACAUGUGGGUUGAGUUUGUUGUUGGUUCUUGUCGUUGCUCCAAGAGUUUCCUCUGGGUCCUCCGGUUUUCCUUCCUCCACAAGAACAAACAUUCUUAAUUCCAAUGGAAACAGUGGAAAGAAGAGCCACCUCGUGGAAUGUCUACUGCUAAAAUGGCUUUUAUUGAUACCACUGGGUUCCAACGGCCUAAAAGCAUAAUGGAUAAUACGUUCGUACAUUCGCAGACGUUUGACCUCUGUGUUUAUAAAUAUUAUUAAAUAGAAUUGUGACUCCAUUUAUCCUUAGUUGUCGUAAACGCUCUGAAAACCUUAAGUUCUCGCUUGGCUGCUAGACGAGGUCAUGAUCUGAUGGUGGGGGUUGUUUAAUUAACGUUUUGAAAAAUAGAAUUGAAGUAAUUUAUGUUUCUGUGAAUUAUGGCUUAGCUGCAGUGAAUAUCUUACAUAGUAUACAUUUGUUUGAUUGAAAAACCAACACAAAUCAAAACAGAGGUUUUUAUAAACACAAGCAUAAUUUGUACUGAACAUGGAGCAAAAAUUUUUCGGCGUAACCAUUUGUGUAGCAUCCUUAUAGGCAUAUAUUAUCUUAACGUGUUUUAUGUUAUAGUUUUCUUUUUCUCAAGGGAGGGUAUAAGGGGGCCUAUCCUUAUGAAAAACCAGCUGGGAGUAUUAGAGCCGAUUUGAACAAAAUGACUGAAAUAAAAAUCCACAAUUCCUCCAUCGCUCUGACGAGGGGCUAACGCUCGAAACUUCAGCUUUGAAACUCUUUACGGUGGCCAAUUUACGCUAUUAACUUAGUUGAUAAUACCAAAUUAAAUUACCCUGAGAUAAAAAUCUUUAAACAUUACUCUACAUGAAACUUCAAGCCCACCUCGAGAUAAGCGACUUUGACCUGAUAUUCUUUGAAAGUUUAAUUAGGCAGCUAUUGUUUGAACUGGAAAAAUAAAGUCUCGAAUUAGUCAGAAAUGCAGAUAUUUGUUCUGUUGGGGGUCCAUGUCGAGCUUGGAGUUCUCAGAGCGAGCUCUUCAGAAUGAAUAUGUUAUUUCAAUUUAUUGAGCUAGUUUUCUUUUGUGAAAUUUUUUACGGUCAAAAUUUUUUACAGUGGGAAUGGCGGGUUGACCGCUAAAUACAUCAUUGACCACUUAAUGUACAGAAUUUCGCUCGAAAAUACUACUUACUUUGAUUUUGGGCGAGAAACAUGCAUUCAAAAUAACUUUAAAGAUUAUUCUUAGUUUUAUUUGAACAGUCCCGCUUUCAGUAACAACUGAAACAGUAAUGAAGGACCAGUAAUGAAGGACGGUAAAACCGGACUUUGUAAAGGGUGACCGCGAUCGUCUUAUUGAAGUGACCGCUUAAUAGAGGUGAAAAUUAUUACAGUGAUUAAGAGGAAACAUAUUUGGGACUUUGACAAAUGACUGCUUAAUACGGAGCCAUUAUCCGUGUCUUUUAUAACCGUUCGUGUAUAAUAGAUUAACCUCUAAAUGUUAUUCAGUAGCUUUCGUAGAAUUUUCACUUUAUUUUGUGAUAUUUGUGAUAACAAUGCCCUGAGCUGCCAUUCAACACUCCUAAUUUUAAACUCCCGCCAGGAAAUGAACAUCGAUCAAUGAUAAAACACGACAAACGCAACAUCAUUUCUAAAACAAGUUGCCUUAAUCAUAAAGACCUGUUUUCAUCACGGCAUAUCCUCAGUGAGUGCAAAGGUAGAGACAAACUGUUCUGCUCGUAUUUUGCCAGGAAAGAAUUCAAACCACUGAAGAACUGUGUAAAUUAGUUUUAUUGCUGAUACUUAGAGGAAUAUUUUUCCUUAUGGUGGAACAACUGAUCAGCAUUUUUUUUCUAUUCACGAUUGCAAUUUAUUUGGUUCUUUCGGAAGGUGAGUUUAAAAAUAGAUUAUAUCACCGAAAUGUUUCACUAAGUUGAAGAUUUGUUCUCUACGUUUGGUCCUGUUUCCAUGAAGAAAAAUUUCAAUGAUCAAUGCUUUAUUCUUAGUUCUUCCUUUGCCAACUGACCAAAAAGUUAAAUCAUUUUUGUUAUUAUUGAGAAAAUUAUGCAACUGUGUUGAGUAUGGUGUUCGUGCUUACCCCUGCGUCUGUUAAAAAUCUACACGAAAAAUCGGGACAGUCAAUACCUCCCUGCCUCUUUGGAGAGCUUCCAUCUUCUCCUGUAAAUAAUGCGGGAAUGAUCUGUCAUAUCUUAAAUAGCUGAAGCGGAAUUUACAUUUUAUCUGUUCUCAUGAAAGAUGGUUGGCUUGUCACGACGCUUUAAAUUUGAAAUAAUGGAAAUAUCAACAUGAAUUAUGGGAUAAGAUUACGGCUAAAAGAAAAGGAAUAUCUUUUUUCCAAUUUGAAUUUCCACAUAUUAAAAGUAUGAAUAUAUUUUGUCUUAUUAAAAAGUCGUGGUUAGAUUGGCGGCUGGGUCUCCUCAAUUGUUUUAGCCCAUUUGUUAAUGAACGUCACUCUCAUGGUAAUUUUGGUCCUUUCAAAUGUCAAUAAAUCGAAUUCCAGUUUUCAUCAUGAAAGCAGUUUCUCAAAAUUAAAAAAGCUGAUAAUUUUCUAAAGUGUGUCGUGUGUCCUCAGCGCGUAUCUCAGCCGAUGUGUUUUCCAGUCCGUUUUUUCUUCCAAAUUUUUGAAAGAACAUCCGUUAUAAUCUAUAACAAGACGAAACAACCUGCCGUUAAAUAAUUGAUAGCGAGAUCUUAUCGAUGUCUUAUUUUCAAAACAUAUUUUUUUAUUGCAGAUUAUUACCGAAUACUGCAGUUUUUGGAUGCCAAAGAUGGCUCAGCGCUGGAAAAACACGUUAUGAGAACAAUUGCCUUAAAUUCGGAGCAUUCGCGCAGAGUUCAGUGUUAUCUGGAGAACGCAUGCGUAUCGUACAACUUUGGGAAGAGAGUAACAGGAGAUGAGGUCUGUGAAUUAAACAAUUCGACAGACAUACAACAUCCGGAUGAUUUAAAGCCGAGAGUGAAUUUCAUUUACCGCGGAGCUGAGGUAUACAAAAGUUUCCUUUAAUUUUACAAUUGUUUUUUGUACCCAGGAGAGGGUUUCAGUAGGGUCAAACAUCAGCCGUAAAACGCCAAAAAUUUUAACCUUGAGGCGUAAAAUUGACAAAUUCCAACCAUUGGUCAUAAAGAAACUUUAACUGUUAAAAUAAUUGUUUUAUUAUACAUUUUAAAACAAUCUUAGAAAGAAGACACUUCUCUCUGGAUUUGUAAAAGUUUGAGAACACCAUGCGGACUAGGGGCUUGGAAACAAGGCAGACUUUGAAAUCGACAUGAUAACCCAAUUUCUGCUUCAGACAUUGAGUUAUCAUGUCUGUAUAUUAAUGGAAGUAAUUAACCGUUAGCUGUAAAAGGGCCAAAAUUUUUAACGUUUGCCGUAAAAGCCAUCACCCCAUUGGGACCCUCUGUUAGGACGAAGCCCCCUUCUAUAAUAGUUUGUCGCUUUAUUCAAAGGACAGUUUCAGGGCUAGAAUUGAUGUCACUUCACCGCAAGUUUCCCUUGAAUGAAAGUUACAGAUACAAAGUCAUGGCAGUCGGACCAUAUAUAAUUUUAUAAAGGGGCUAAGUUUCUAAAGAAACUGUGGUGCUGCGUAGGUUAAAGGACUAUAACAGGGCAAUUUAGUAUUAUGCUGCCUUUCCCUACAUUUAUGCAGUAAGGGAAGCCACAAAACUCUAGAACAAAAAUUUAUCUUUCAAAUCGGCACUCUUAGUCCCCACGGUAUCAAUGAGCGCUUUUUAAUUCACUGAUUUAUUCAUGUUUCUCGCCACAAAGUUCCCAUUCUGAUUAUCAUUUUCCCAGAAUUUUGGCUCAAUAUUGUCUAAAUGUAUAUUCAAUUAAAAUUUAAUAGAGUAACUCCUUUGAAUUUUUAUAAAUACACUUUAUUCGAUGGUUUAACUUAAAGUACGCGCGGAUAUUUUGCGAGUUGUGUGGUAUUUUAUGUAAAAGUUGUGUAGAAAAAUAGGAAAAACGAAUAAAAUGUCCUCUCGUGUUAUAUGUUGAUCCAUCGAAUUUGGGAUAUAUGAUUCCACUAUUAUUUCACCUUUUAAUAUUUUGAUUUUAGUUUGUGAGAUACAUCCUGCGGCCUUAUCUGUGCAUUGUAUCGAUUGCAUAAGGAGUCGCAAAAGACGAAAACAACACGAACGAAACCAUUUGUCUAGGAGUGUUCUAUGUGACCAACUCAGUAAAAAAUCUGUCGCGCGUAAAAGUUCGUUUCUUUACAAAUCAAUCCUAACAAACACAAAAAAAGAAAAAUCGAAGUUAAUUUGGAUCGUUCAUUGCGGCCACUUUGUUGCUCCGUAUUUUUGCCCUGUUCUACAGUGUAACACCGUCUAUUACCGUGGCAUAUUUUGUAUGUCCUUAUGAACUUAUUUGAUAAAUUGAUGCAGUAAUGGAAUUAUAAGUGCACUCACAAAUAUAUUGUUGACUUUACUGUUGUCGUCCUCUGGCAUAAUUAUUCCCCAGUGCUGUUAAAUUUUUACACUCCUGAUAUCAUCAGGUGCAUGAAUGUUUCGAAGGAUCUUUCAUGUUCAAGUAACUCAAAACGUCAUCAGUAUAAGGUUUUGAGUGACUCUGAAUCUGAAGGAAAUAUUAACCCAUCUUUUUUCAAAUUCCCCCCCUCCCCCCUCAAAAGAAAAAGUUUUGGUUACCCAUGUCCUCGCUUUCGCCAUCUGUCAUGAGAUAUCAGAACAUUUCGCCUUUGAUAAAACCUCAUGCCUGAGUAUUCCGAUACAUUUUUAAUUUUUAGCUCCCCCAGAAUGCAAUCAGUACAAGAUUCUGAAUGACUCCGAUCGACGCAACGAUUUUGGUCGCGGUGACCAAAAAUGUGAUAAUUAUUUGGCAGAAGACUGGUACAGAUUCUCGGCGGGGGCUGGAACAAGCAUGGCCACACAAUGCAUUCCAGACGCCCAAAGAUGUGGAACGGACUUGACGGGGUGGAUGGACGGAGCACACCCAACAGUUAAUGAAGGAGUCGUUUCCAGAAAA
Molecule: messenger RNA, 8338 nt
Organism: Pocillopora meandrina
Lineage: Eukaryota; Metazoa; Cnidaria; Anthozoa; Scleractinia; Pocilloporidae
Source: the annotation of a GenBank genome assembly